CACCAGUUCACACCGAACACUGUACUGAACAUACCUCACCAGUCACCAGCUCACCUCCCGACCUGUGCUGUCGGCCUCUGUCCCGCAACGGGUAGCAUUUGAAUCCUCCUCCGAUUCUCCCCGAAUCGCCGCCGCCCUGGCGCACCCAAUGCCGGCGCCCUCCCCGCUCCGCCUCCUGGUCCUCGCCCCCAUCCUCCUGCUCCUCGCCCCGCGCGCGUCCGCCGCGGGGGCGGCGGUCGGGGUGAGCGGCGGGGGUCAGCUGUGGUGCGUGGCCAAGAACAACGCCGAGGACGGCGCGCUGCAGAGCGCCAUCGACUGGGCGUGCAGCGCCGACGGCGGCCGCGCCGACUGCGCCGCCAUCCAGCAGGGCGGCGCCUGCUACAAUCCGCCCGACCUCCAGCGCCACGCCUCCUACGCCUUCAACGACUACUUCCUCCGCGCCGGCGGCGGCGCCAGCCCCGCCGCCUGCGACUUCUCCGGCGCCGCCGCGCUCACCGCACUGAACCCCAGUUAUGGAAGCUGCGUGUUUCCUUCCAGCACUUCCCCCAAAAAUGGCAGCUUCACAGGAACAACAACCUACGGUUCCAGUGGUACAGAAUUAGGUUACAAUUCUUCGUGGAAACCCAACUCCUGGUCGUGGCUCUCACAUAUCUCUUUAUCAUUAAUUCUUUUGUUUGUCACACAUUUGUGACGAGUUUUCUUAAAAUCUUGUUUGCAAGUAUGAUGAACUAUGAAGCUUCUGGAAUGCAAUUGGUUUUCUUUAUAGCUGCUGCUUUGCUUUGGGAGGCUGCGGAAGAGGGAAGAUAAAAAGGGAUCUCCGCGCCUCCUUGGUUUCAUUUAGUUCCUCCAGUUCUGCUUUGACUGGCCUUUUGUGUUAAUCGUGGAUUCAUUAUAGCAUUGUUGGUGAUUUCUUUGACCUGGUGUCUUGUCUUUCACCGCGUCCACAGUGUACAUGCUGACACUGGAAAGCAUUCUCUGCUCUGAAAACAA
Panicum virgatum (switchgrass) is the source of this 990-nucleotide messenger RNA. Its product is annotated as PLASMODESMATA CALLOSE-BINDING PROTEIN 5-like. The coding region runs from base 149 to 691 and encodes 180 amino acids. The transcript is spliced from 3 exons. The record is from RefSeq and is a predicted model, not a curated record. Lineage: Eukaryota; Viridiplantae; Streptophyta; Magnoliopsida; Poales; Poaceae.